CGUGUGGCUGCUCUUUGUUCAGCGUCUUCUCACUCGGCUGCGGGGCUCUUCUACGGGCGAUGGCGCGCACGAAGCAGACGGCGCGUAAGUCGACGGGCGGGAAGGCGCCCCGCAAGCAGCUGGCCACCAAGGCUGCCCGCAAGAGCGCGCCGGCCACGGGCGGCGUCAAGAAGCCGCACCGCUACCGGCCCGGCACGGUGGCGCUGCGCGAGAUCCGGCGCUACCAGAAGUCGACGGAGCUGCUGAUCCGCAAGCUGCCCUUCCAGCGCCUGGUGCGCGAGAUCGCGCAGGACUUCAAGACCGACCUGCGCUUCCAGAGCUCGGCCGUCAUGGCGCUGCAGGAGGCCAGCGAGGCCUACCUGGUGGGGCUCUUCGAGGACACCAACCUGUGUGCCAUCCACGCAAUGUCUGGCCGGGGCAAGGGCGGCAAGGGGCUCGGCAAGGGCGGCGCCAAGCGCCACCGCAAGGUGCUGCGCGACAACAUCCAGGGCAUCACCAAGCCGGCCAUUCGCCGUCUGGCUCGGCGCGGCGGUGUCAAGCGCAUCUCCGGGCUCAUCUACGAGGAGACGCGCGGCGUGCUUAAGGUGUUCCUGGAGAACGUGAUCCGCGAUGCCGUCACCUACACGGAGCACGCCAAGAGGAAGACGGUCACGGCCAUGGACGUGGUCUAUGCCCUCAAGCGCCAGGGUCGCACCCUCUACGGCUUCGGUGGCUGA
Hirundo rustica (Barn swallow) is the source of this 716-nucleotide messenger RNA. Its product is annotated as histone H3-like. The transcript is spliced from 2 exons. Gene Ontology annotation, cellular component: nucleosome. The coding region runs from base 60 to 716 and encodes 218 amino acids. NCBI's taxonomy places the organism in Eukaryota, Metazoa, Chordata, Aves, Passeriformes, Hirundinidae. The record is from RefSeq and is a predicted model, not a curated record. Gene Ontology annotation, molecular function: structural constituent of chromatin; protein heterodimerization activity; DNA binding.